GAUCAACGUAAAUGUCAAAAUAACAAACAAUGCAAUAACAUUGUAAAUAAUUGUGGGUCAAAAAUUAAUUAUCUCUGGCCUCGUUUGAAGAAGAAGAUGAUCUAUGAACGUAAACAAAUAGUUUAUAAUCGAUUUUUAAUAAUUGUACGAUUCCACGUUGAUGUUAUUUAUUGAAGUUUUUGGUAGUCUUUAGGUUAUGUGAAGUAUUAAUGUAGAAGAAAGAAAAGAAUGGAUAGAAAUUAUAAAUAUAUGCAAAUUUCACCAUCGAUUCCAUCAGGAUUAGAUGUAACAUCAUCCGGAAUAUGGGUUUCCUGGACGAAAAUGUCUGAUAAAGAAAUAAUGCGUGAAACAGCAAUGAAAGGCGUUACAUUCGAUUUGGCAUCACAAUUCUUAUCGAAACGUAAUAAUUGGAUAUUAAUCGAUUCGAUAAGAUGGUUGGAAACGCAGAUAACCGCCUGGGCUUUGGAUUUAAUAAAUCGUGGCCAAAUUCAUAAAGCGAUGCAUAUCUAUCAAAUUAACAAUAGAAAUGGUUUUGAUGAGAUACGAAAAGUUUUAAUGGAAACCAAAGACGACUCGUUAAGAGGUAAAUUAAAAGAAGUUUUGAUAAAAAAUCAAAAAUGGAACGAUGAAGAUGAAAGAUGUUGGAUGUUGUUUGGUUGUGUGAAAAAUGAAAAUGACGAAUUCAGUUUUGGAGAUGUUUUUAAUAAAAGCGAAAAUUGGAAAAUUGAGAAUGGUACGAAAAUGUUUUUUAAAACAUUUGAUAUUGGUUUGGAAAGUUUUGUUGAUGAGAAAAUAGCUUGGAAUGUUUUAUUAAAAGAAAAUUUAAAAUUGAUUAAGUGUUGGAUUAACAUCCAAUUUGGGAACGACUUUAAUUGCGAUAACAUUGAAAAAUUAAAACCCAUUUUCAUAAAAAUGAAAAUAACACAAGAAAUGAUCGAUUCAGUUUUAAAUUUUGACGUUUCUGAAAUCGUUUUGGACGAACUGUGUAAAUUUGGCGUUUUUGAAACGAGUGAAACAAACGAUUUGGAAAAAUUUAUUAAGAGAAUCAUUAAAAAUUUUAAUAAUUUGAAAAAUUUCCUUCAAAACCCCGCGUUUCUUAAUGAUUUCACGAAAUUAUUUAUUGAUUAUUCCCUUAAAAAUAAGUUAAUACCCGUUUUGAAUUAUUCUUUAACAUUAAUUAAACCGGAAAUAAUCGAAUUAAACCCUUUUUAUGAUUACUUAAAAUGUAUUUUAACCGCGAAUGAUUUAAUAAGAUUUCAAACCCCAGAAAAUUACUCAAAAAAUCUUAUUGAGACAUCCCAAUUUUUAUCUCAAAAUGAUUUAUUGUUUCGUUAUUUUGAUAACAAUCCAAUUAUUUUAUUAGCGAUCUUAAUGUUUCAGAAGAUCUCAAUUCAUGAUUUAUACUUAGAAAAAUCAAUAAAAACUAUUUGUGGGGUAAAUCCUUUAGAAAUUUUAGAUACUUUUGAUAUUUUAAUCAUUGAACAUGAUAAACUAAAAGGUGCUUUAAUUUCAAAACCGCUAAAAUAUUUAGAUUUAAUAGAAAAGCAUACAAACAUUAAAACACAAUAUUUAUAUAAACAUCGACUUAUAAAAAACGAGAAUUUCCCUAAUUUCGAAAACGAAAAUUUAUUAAAAAGUGGUUAUCAAAAAGAAAUUGGGGUGAUUUUCUUUGUAAAACAACUAAGACCAUGUUACGCUUAUAAAAAAUUUAUUCAAAAUAAAACCCAAAAUUACAUAUUAACUUGUGACAAAAUCGAACGUUUAGCAAUAAAAAACAUUUUAAACGCGGAACUUGUAGUUAGUUGCAUAAAUUUUAUCGAAAUUCUAAACGGAAAAUCAUUUGCUUUAAGAAUUUAUCUAAACACAGCUGAAAUUAUAAAUAAAUCAAAAUUAAUCGAUCAAAAAGAAAUUAAUCGUUUAUUUAACGACGUCGAUAUGAAUAGCGACGAAAUUUUUAAUAUUUUACAAUCAGCUUUGUUUAAAACAUUAAAAACUAAAAAUAACGAAAAUUUAACCACAAUCUUAACCAGAUUUGAUAUUUUAAUCAAAUUCGCCAAUUUACACACUAUACGCCCCCCAAAUGUUCUCAUCAAAUAUUUCGCCGAACAAAAUCAAUGGUUAGAAUUCUUAAUAUUUAUUGAAAUAUACAAUUAUCCGCUGGAAAUCGUUUUAAAAUCACUUGAAAACUUCAAAAAUCCUUCGAUUCAAGAACAUUUCGAGCAUUGCUUUAAAAAUGACGUACAAAAACAUGACGAAGGUAUCGAAAGAGAACGCAAAGAAAGGAACCCAAAAAAAUAUUUUUUCUCUACAAAAAGCGGAUUAACGACAUCCAGCGAGAAAUAUGCUACUUCCGAUUUGAGUUCUUUAUCCAGUUAUGGAAGUAUGACCUCAAAUUCCAUUGAAAGUGAUAUUUUGGAAAGUGAAACUUUAAGUUUUAAAACGGAACUUUUAAUGGUUUUUAUUAAAUGCCAUAAUAGCGUUGAUCCUCCAAAAGCGUUUCAAUUUGCUUGUAGAUAUUAUAGAAGACCUUUAUUGGCUGUUUUUGCGAUGUGUUAUGAGCCUGAUUCCAUAAUAAUAAAUUGGUUAACAUGGUUGGAAGUUUCUUGUAACGUAGAUAUAACACAUUUUAAUUCAGAAACAAUUAUCGAAUCGGAUUUUGUGUUAAAUUCUUUUCGAACUGUUUUAAGUGAAGGCUAUUUCAAAACGCUAUGGCAAAGUUAUUACAUUUUUUUGAAUGAAAAUCCUUUAAGACAUUUCUUGGAAUUCAUCAAUGAUUGUCUACAAUUUAAGUAUCAAGAGGAUUCAUUUGAAAAAACUUUAAAAUUAUUCUCAAAAAAAUUGAUAAAAACGCGACGAAAUAGUUUUGUGAGUGAAAUCGGAUCUGAUAUUCACUUUAUAAAUAAUAAAGUAUGGAUACAAACGACUGCGAUUUAUUUAAUCGGAUUAACUCUUCAAUACGGGUUUAAAAAUUUAUUCGACAAAAUCCUUUUUAUGAGAUUUUUAUCGGAAAUUGAAAUAACGCAAUACUUUUCAAUACCGAUUCCAAACUUUAAAACGAUUUUAAAAAUUUUGGAAUAUUUUUUCGACAACAAUUACGACUUAAACUUUGAUUUGUCCGUUAUAAAUAAUCCGAAAAGAUUUAAGAAAGAACUUGAAGAUUUUAUUUUUGAUUUAUUGGAGAAAAAGGAAUAUCGACUCGCUUUGAAUUUAGCGGAAUUUUCCGAUUUUCCAACGGAAAAUUUAAUUUUUGAACAAGUUCAAGGUGCUUUUCGUGCAAAAAAGGACUAUUAUUGGCUUGAAAUUGAAGAGAUUUUUAAGAAAGGAUCAUAUCCUCCAUUUAAAGCUGUUAAUUAUUUUAAAGAAAUUUCUGAGGAAGUUGUUGGCUUUGAAAAGUAUGCAAUUUUAAAAAUUGCGUUAAAUUGGUGUGAAAACUUUAAUUUAAUUGAAAAAACAUUAAUUGAAAAAUUAGCUUGGAUAAGCUUUUUUAAAAUGGAAAAUUGUAUUGAUCAUUUAUCACUUCCUGCUGAUGAAGAAAUAAUUUUUUAUUACAACGAAAAUAAACUUAACGACGAAAAUACUUUAAAUUGGGUUUUCAAUGAAAUUGAAAUGGAUAAUUUAAUGAAAACAAUCGAAACGUUAUUAGAGUUAGGAGAUUUAAAUCGAGCUUUAAAAAUCGGUUCGAUUUUUGGGUUUUCCACUUCAAACUUAGACAUUUUAAAAUUAUCGUUAAUGUUAGCUGAAGGAAUCGUUUUAGUUGAUCAUUUAACAUUCGAACAACGAUUAUUAUUAAUCAAAAAAGGAAGUGGACAUUUAAAACGAACCGGAUCAAAUCUUUUUGAACACCAAAAAAUACUCUUCGUCGACGAAACUUUGAGUACUUUAGAGAUUUUGGGGGAUAAUUUAACGAAAGGAACUCAAAUUGCGAUUAAAAUUUUUAAAACUUAUCGAAUCGGAUUAUUUUUAAAGAAAAAUUACAAAGAAAUCGCUUUUUGCAAGGAACCUUUAACUACUUUAAAAGAAGCUUUAUCAUCCGAAAAUGUUAAUUAUAAAUUAGAAGUUAUUAAUGAUUUUAUUAAUGUGUUUAAAAUAACUAAACAAGAGAUUGCUGAUUUAAUUUGUUCGGAAUUAAUCGACUCAAUAACAACAUACUCAAAAAGUGUAUUGGACGUUUAUUUCCUUUGGGAUGUCAACAUCCAAAUCAAUUUUACCCAAAUCUUACAAUUAUUAACAGGAAAUUGUACGAUUUUGGGUACAAAAUUAUUUAAUAUAGCGAAUACGAUCCAUCAAAAUGAAAAUCAAAUUGAAAAAUUAAUCUCAAACGAAACUCUCACAUUAAUCACCGAGUUAUUAAUUAAAUCUCACGAUUGUUUCACAGCCGAUUGUAAUAUGGAAGGAAUUUCAAUGGUUUUAAAACAAUCACAACCGCUAAUUUCAACAUUAAUCAUCGCGAAAAAUUGGAAUUUAAUCAUAAGAUUAUUAGUCGGCAUCAAACGCUAUUCCGAAAUGAAUUACAUAUUUCCUAUUUUAAAAGAAAACGGGCAAUUUGAAUUAUUGUUGCGUAAAGGUAGUCGAAAAGAUGUCGGUUUAAAAACAGCUUUAUUAGAAUAUUUAAAACGUUAUUGUCCUGAGGAUGUUGAACUUUAUAAAAUCGUUGCGUUACAUUUCUUUUUAUUUUCCGAAAUUGCGGAUCUUUGGGAAAAUGAAAGUCAAAUAUUAAUUAAACGUUUAAUACAAAUCGCUAAAAUCGAUAUUAUUAAUAAUAAACCAGAUAAUACUAACCCAGAAAAUCUUAUUUACUUUUCUAACUGUGAAGAUACAAAAAAUAUUCUUAAAAAAAUCAUAAAAAAUUAUCAUCACGCCGCUCAAUAUCAUCUGAACGGUUCGAAAGUGUCUAAAUCAAUGAAAACGGCACAAAAAGCUAAAUUGGCUGCUUUACAACUUUCACUAUUUAAUAAUUUACCACAAAACGAAUCCUGUAUAUGUUUAUUUAAACUAACAAAAACACAAAUCAAUAAAAUUUUAUUAGAAAAGUUUAAUUUUUACCAAACGCUAAUUUUAAUUAACGCUUACGAUUAUAAAAUAGAUUGGGCUCCGAUUUUAUUCGAACAAUCUGUCGUAAAAUCUUCCCCAGAUUAUUUAAACCAAUAUUUAUCUACUUUUGAACUUUCCAAAACUUUAUUACACGAAAUUUCUCGUAAAUUUUUAUCGUACUCAAACCCCAGCGAUAAAAUGAUUGUUAAUAUGAAAAAUAUUUUAAACAAAUUUAGUUCCGUUCAUACAAAAUAUAGAAUCGCCAGCGAAUUAGGUUUUAGCGAUAUCGUUGAAAGGUUACUCGAAAGCAAUCAAUUGUGUUAUUUAAAAGAUACUGUGUGGAAAUCUGGAUAUAGAAAUACCGAAAGUUAACAUUUUAACAUUUAUUAUUAGUUAAAAAUAAGAGAUAUUUGUGAUAAUAUAAGUAAACAUUCUGUGAUUGUUAUUUUACGGGCUUCUGCUAAUCAUUUUUAUUAUGAGUUUGUGUAAAUGUAACUAUUAAAUCAUAUUUUCAACUCA
This is a messenger RNA of Onthophagus taurus, 5550 nucleotides long. RefSeq names its product spatacsin. Lineage: Eukaryota; Metazoa; Arthropoda; Insecta; Coleoptera; Scarabaeidae. Gene Ontology annotation, cellular component: dendrite; cytoplasm; axon. The record is from RefSeq and is a predicted model, not a curated record. Gene Ontology annotation, biological process: chemical synaptic transmission; axonogenesis; axo-dendritic transport.